UUUAACUAUUUACAUAAAAUUUAUACUCCAGUUCAUUUUCCCAACUUUGUUUCUUGUCUCUAACUCUGUCACUCUUCACACAAAAUAUUCCUAUGAUCUUCCCCAUUUUUAAAUACUCCUUGAUUCCAACUUUCUCUCUCAUCAACCACUCUCUGUCUCUUUCAUUCUCUAUCUUAAAAUUGCUUAAAGUUUCUGAAUAUUCCACAUUUACCCCAUAUUUUUGCUUUGUUUGUUCAACUGCUUUACACAUACCCACAAGAGAAGUUACAGUCUUUUUAACACACAAUUAACAUAAAUUCUUAUCAAAAUUCAUUUUUUUUCAAAAUGCUCUACUAAGAAAGAGUAUUACCAUAAAUGGGUAUUUCUUGAAUUUCAUUAAUUUGAUCUCAUUGCAAGAAAGUUUUCAUCUUUGAGUGAAGUUGUUAACUACUUUUGCCAAAGUGGGUACUUAACUAAAUCCUUUAAAUCACCUCAAUAAAUGAUAUUGUAGCCUUUUUAAAUGAGUUUAUGAUGGAUCCAGAAAGCGGGUUUUAUGAAAAUCAAGUAAAGAAAAAAGAAUCAUGGAGGCAAGUUUUGAUCUUGGCUUAUCAAAGCUUAGGAGUUGUUUAUGGAGAUUUGAGUACAUCCCCACUUUAUGUUUAUAAAAGUACAUUUGCUGAAGAUAUUCAACAUUCUGAAAGCAAUGAUGAGAUUUUUGGGGUUUUAAGCUUUGUAUUUUGGACAUUAACAAUUGUUUCUUUGCUGAAAUAUGUGUUUAUAGUUCUUAAAGCUGAUGAUAAUGGUGAAGGGGGGACAUUUGCUCUGUAUUCUCUACUGUGUAGACACGCCCGAGUUAACUCACUACCUAAUUGUCAAUUGGUUGAUGAAGAAUUAUUUGAAUAUAAAAAAGAUGUUGUUCCAAUUGAAUCAGGAUUUGGGUCAAGAUUAAAAUCUAUUUUAGAAAAGUAUAGAGUUUUGCAGAAAUUAUUGCUUGUUUUAGCUUUACUUGGAACUUGUAUGGUGAUUGGAGAUGGUGUAUUAACUCCUGCUAUUUCUGUUUUUUCAGCUAUUUCUGGAUUGGAACUUUCAAUGUCACAUGAGCAUCACAAAUAUGUAGAAGUCCCGAUAGCAUGUCUCAUACUUAUCGGCUUGUUCGCGCUCCAGCAUUUCGGGACCCACCGAGUGGGAUUCUUGUUUGCACCCAUAGUUGUGACCUGGCUUUUCUGCAUAAGUGCCAUUGGGUUAUAUAAUAUCUUAUACUGGAACCCGCAAGUUUAUCAAGCACUCUCCCCUUAUUACAUGUACAAAUUUUUGAAGAAAACACAAGCUGGUGGUUGGAUGUCAUUAGGUGGAAUUUUGUUGUGUAUCACAGGUUCGGAGGCCAUGUUUGCUGAUCUUGGACACUUCUCUCAAUUAUCGAUAAAGAUUGCCUUUUCUUUUGUGGUGUAUCCUUCAUUGAUUCUUGCUUAUAUGGGGCAAGCUGCCUACCUAUCAAAACACCAUGUGAUGGCCUCUGGUUAUCGAAUCGGGUUCUACGUUUCUGUCCCAGAAAAACUGAGAUGGCCGGUGCUUGGAAUAGCUAUUCUAGCUGCUGUAGUCGGCAGUCAAGCCAUAAUAACCGGCACUUUUUCGAUCAUUAAGCAAUGUCAGGCGCUUGGAUGCUUCCCUCGAGUUAAAAUUGUGCAUACAUCUUCUAAGAUUCACGGGCAGAUUUAUAUCCCGGAGGUUAAUUGGAUAUUGAUGAUUUUAUGCUUGGCCGUCACAAUCGGUUUUAGGGACACAAAGCGUAUGGGAAAUGCAUCAGGUUUAGCUGUCAUUACGGUAAUGCUUGUUACGACAUGUCUUAUGUCACUUGUUAUUGUCCUAUGUUGGCGUAAAAGCGUUUUCAUAGCGCUUGCUUUUGUAAUAUUCUUUGGAGCCUUUGAAGCACUCUACUUCUCGGCAUCCCUAAUCAAAUUUCUUGAAGGAGCUUGGGUCCCUAUCGCCCUCUCGUUAAUCUUUAUGUUUAUAAUGUACGCUUGGCACUAUGGCACCCUCAAGAAGUACGAGUAUGACGUUCAAAACAAGGUGUCCAUCAAUUGGCUUCUUAGCUUAGGGCCGAGCUUAGGCAUUGUACGUGUCCGUGGCAUAGGAUUGAUCCACUCUGAGCUUGUGUCUGGGAUCCCGGCAAUUUUCUCACACUUUGUAACCAAUCUUCCGGCUUUCCACCAAGUCCUAGUUUUUCUAUGUGUCAAAUCAGUGCCCGUUCCACACGUAAAGCCCGAGGAGCGGUUCCUUGUAGGGCACAUUGGGCCGAAAGAAUACCGGCUUUAUAGAUGCAUUGUGCGAUAUGGAUACCGUGAUUUUCACAAAGACGACUUUGAGUUUGAGAAUGAUCUUGUUUGUAGCAUAGCGGAGUUCAUAAGGUCCGAGGGCACCAAAAUGAAUGGAAUAAAGGAUGAGUCGGACAAGGAAAGUAAUGAGAAAAUGACCGUUGUUGGAAGUCCCUCCACAUACGUCGAUGGGAUAAGGAUGCACGAAGACAUCGAACACAAUGAAGACUUACCAGGAACUUCCGAGCUGAAAGAGAUCCGAUCACCCAUCAUCACACCAAAGAAAAAGGUUCGGUUUUUAUUGCCCGAGUCCCCAAAAAUGGGGGAUGGGGCCAAGGAAGAACUUCAAGAUCUAAUGGAAGCAAGAGAAGCAGGAAUAGCAUAUAUAUUAGGACAUGCUCAUGUAAGAGCAAAGCAAGGUUCGAGUUGGAUUAAGAAGGUCGUGAUUAAUAUAGGUUACGAUUUCUUGAGAAGAAACUGCCGGGCACCUUCGUAUCCGCUUAGCGUUCCUCAUGUAUCAACAUUAGAGGUAGGAAUGAUCUGCCACAUCUAGUUACAUUGUACAUUUACAUGAUUUUGUAUACUUUGUAAAUGAUAUAGUUUUUGUUUUUGUAUAUGGAAUGGCCUCAAUGUUCACAUAAUUAUGAUUUCGAUUUUGAUUUUGAUUUCGAAAGCGACAUUUAUAAUAUUUAUUAGUAUUUGA
Amaranthus tricolor (Joseph's coat) is the source of this 2994-nucleotide messenger RNA. Its product is annotated as potassium transporter 6-like. The coding region runs from base 508 to 2844 and encodes 778 amino acids. Gene Ontology annotation, biological process: potassium ion transmembrane transport. The transcript is spliced from 8 exons. Gene Ontology annotation, molecular function: potassium ion transmembrane transporter activity. Gene Ontology annotation, cellular component: membrane. Lineage: Eukaryota; Viridiplantae; Streptophyta; Magnoliopsida; Caryophyllales; Amaranthaceae. The record is from RefSeq and is a predicted model, not a curated record.